This is a messenger RNA of Arabidopsis lyrata subsp. lyrata, 1060 nucleotides long. Its product is annotated as alpha-ketoglutarate-dependent dioxygenase AlkB-like. Gene Ontology annotation, cellular component: nucleus; cytoplasm. The record is from RefSeq and is a predicted model, not a curated record. Gene Ontology annotation, molecular function: oxidative RNA demethylase activity; ferrous iron binding; broad specificity oxidative DNA demethylase activity. Gene Ontology annotation, biological process: oxidative RNA demethylation. Lineage: Eukaryota; Viridiplantae; Streptophyta; Magnoliopsida; Brassicales; Brassicaceae.
UGUGAGAAGGAGGAGCGUUUAAGUGCUGAGGAUCAUCAUAAUACUGCAGGAAACUCUUCAAAUGAAAGCAACUCAAGUCCUUUUGAUAUCUUCCUCAAGAAGAAGGUAGUGGGACUAAAACCCUCCAUUCUGGAACUGAACAGAGAAAAGAGAAAACCAGCUAAGGGGUACACUGGAAUUGUUAUUAGACCUGGAAUAAUGGUACUUCUCAAGAACUUCUUGUCAAUGUCAAUAAAUGAUCAAGUAAGUAUUGUGAACAAAUGUCGUCAGCUUGGUUUGGGUGAAGGAGGCUUCUAUCAACCUGGUUAUCAAAAUGGAGGGUUAUUGCAUUUGAAAAUUAUGUGCCUUGGGAAAAACUGGGACUGUGAAACGCGUUGAUAUGGAGAGACUCGACCAGUUGAUGGUUCUGUUCCGCCUCAAAUUCCUGUUGAAUUCAGUCAGCUUGUUGAGAAAGCGAUUAAAGAAUCACAGUCCCUAGUUGCUACAUAUUCAAAGAAGAUGAAGGGAGGAGAUGAAAUACCACUUAUGUUGCCUGACAUCUGUAUUGUUAACUUCUACACAUCCACCGGGAGCCUUGGUCUCCAUCAGGACAAAGGUGAGAGCGAAAAUUCCAUCCGGAAAGGAUUACCUAUUGCUUCAUUUUCUGUAGGAGAUUCAGCCGAGUUCUUGUUUGGUGAUCAGAGGAAUGUUGACAAAGCAGAAGCUUUCAUCUUGGAGUCUGGAGAUGUUCUAAUAUCCGGUGGAAGAUCAAGAAGUGUCUUCCAUGGCGUCAGAUCAAUUCGUAAGGAUACUGCUCCCAAGGCUCGUGUUCAGAAAACAAGCCUCAGGCCAGGUCGCCUGAAUCUGACUUUUAGACAGUACUAGAGAUUAUGAUCAAACUCAUGAUUGAUGCUGCAGCUCCUGCACUUAUAUUUACUAAUUUAUGCACUAAACACAGUUUGCAAGUAGGAACAGAACACAACACAUCAUUUUUUCAAACUAGCAUACAGCAUAUUUAUCAUAAUUACAGACAAAAUGAUGAAUAGUGAGUAUAGACUGAAUCCAGAUUUUUUAAUUAAAA